CUUCAGCUUACACAGUACAGAUGUAGAGACAGAGAGCAACAGGAGGAGAGGUCAUAGAGAGAAAGUGAAAUGAGAGGAGACGGGAUGAGAAGACAGAGGCUGACCACUGCGUCACAGUGAUCAUCACACAAUUGUAAGAAUCUCAGAAAGAAUUUCAUCGUAACGGAUGAAGCAGCCUGAGAACAUCUGAGUCAAGGUACAGAAGGAGGAGUGAAAGAAAAGUGGGGACAACCAAUACACAUCUGGAACUGGGACCCAAAAUCUUACAGUGCACAGUGCAUGAGUUCUUACUUUUUGCUUCUAAACAUUGUUCUGACCAAACUCCGGCUCACAAGGAAAGUACUGGAACCUCCAUUGACUUUAAUGGCAAAUCAUUUUAUAUAGAAACACAGGAGAUGGAAAGACAGAUGUCAGAUGCCGACUUUCCCAUCUCCCCUUCUCCUUCUCCUCCUGCCCUCUUCCACUGCGACUACACCGACUGGUCUCCCUCAUUCUCCAUCAUCCCAUCCGUCUACCUGCUGGCCUUCCUGGUUGGUUGCCUCGGCAACGGCCUGGUUCUCUGGGUCUACCUGGACCGAGCUGAAGGGAGGAGAACAAGGACCGGAGACAACAACCAAAGUGGAGCUGGAACGUUUUGUUGCAUCGGGAUUUUCAGAAGCAGUCAGCAGGACAUUAACAGAGUUAGUAGAGUUCAGUGUGAGUCUUCUCCUCAAAAGAAAAAAGGAAACUGUGGAUUUUCCUCAGGACAAAACUGUAGAACCUCCUCUCACUCCUCCACCUCCUCUUCCUCCCCUCCCCCCGUCCCUCGUCCCUCUCGCUCUCUGACAGACUCUCUCAUAGCCAGCUUAGCGUUGGCUGACCUCUGCUUCCUUGUGACUCUCCCUCUGUGGGCCGUUUACACAGCCAUGGGCUACCACUGGCCUUUUGGGCAACCCCUCUGCCAAAUCAGCAGCUUCCUCACUGCUCUCAACAUGUAUGCGAGCGUGUUCAGUCUGAGCAUGCUCAGUGUGGAGCGGUACUGGGUUCUGACUGGACGACGGCACUCCAGCCACCAUGCCCCGCAGAGGUGCCCCAGCAGGUCUUUGUGGAUACUUGGGGGAGUGUGGGUCCUGGCAGGGGUGCUGGCGCUUCCUGGUUUGCUGCUGCGCUCUGUCAGGGAGAUGGAGCUACACCCUGAGCCUGAAGAUGAUUGGCAACUAGAGUCUGCUGACUCUGAGUCAGUCUUCCUCUCCUGCCAGAUGGAUUACUCCAUGCUGAUUGGAGCAGACCUGGAGGAGGAUGAAAAAGAAAGCGCAGAGAUGUGGUGGGCAGCCGCCUUGAGUGUUAAAUCAACUCUAAUUGGCUUCCUGCUCCCUCUUGCCAUUUUACUGGUCUGCUACUGCUCACUGGCCCAGCUCCUCAGCAGACAUUUUGGACAGGGCCCUCGUCCUGACCGCAGACGCCAGCGCAGACUCCUCAGGGUCAUUGUCACUUUAGUGAUGGCAUUCUUCCUGUGCUGGCUGCCUCUGCAUGUUAAUAAGACUGUGUCCAUGCUGCUGGAGUUUGGUUUUGUCCCAUACUCCUGCUCUUUAGAUCAGAUUUUACUGGCUGCUCACCCUUACGUCACCUGUUUGGCGUACCUCAACUCCUGCCUCAACCCUCUCCUCUACGCUGCCUGUGAUCCGUCAUUUAGGAAGAGAUGCAGAAGAGCCCUUCUCAUGUUGUGCAGAAGGGGAGCAGAGGGAGGAGAGAGAAAGAAAGAUGAAGGAGAGGAAGAGAAAGAGGACAGGAGCUCAGCUUUUCCCACAAGAACACAGGAAGAAACAGGAGAUAGGACAGAGGAGGAGAUGGUUGGAUAGAUGGGUGGCAUGGUGGCUGAAGGGUGAGAGGCCACAGAAACCAUAGCUCAACUUCCAAGAAGAUUACUGCUUAAAAAUGAAAAGGUUAACCCAGUUAAAACUAAUUUCACCUGGAACUGUGAGGGCAUCAGGUCAUUUUGUUUGCUGAUAGUAAAGCAUGACUGCAUGGGACAUGUUUCACUAAUUUUUCAGCGUUGUUGAAGACAAUCAAGAUCUACAAUGAGCUAAAUUCCAAAGUGGGCCAGACUCAGAGUCAAAUGUCAAUAUUAUCAAAAAUUAAUUUUUCAGAUAAAUAAACAUCUUCAUCGAAUGAACAGUCAUGAAUUCAGAAAUGUAAUUCCCUGCCUCCUGUCCACACGUUUCCCACAGGAAAGAUGCCACUGCUUCCCCAGAGAUGGUGCCUGGCUGGACCAAAUAUUUUUGGUCAUAUGAUCUGUUUCUAUAUUUUAUACACAGAGUUGUUUAUUGAUUUGUGUUGCACUGUUUUUACUGUAAUUUUCCCAUUAAAAUAUGUUC
Messenger RNA from Toxotes jaculatrix (banded archerfish), 2354 nucleotides. It is a transcript of the gene aplnr2, whose product is annotated as apelin receptor 2. Gene Ontology annotation, cellular component: membrane. Lineage: Eukaryota; Metazoa; Chordata; Actinopteri; Toxotidae. Gene Ontology annotation, biological process: immune response; G protein-coupled receptor signaling pathway. The record is from RefSeq and is a predicted model, not a curated record. The transcript has 2 exons. The coding region runs from base 396 to 1838 and encodes 480 amino acids. Gene Ontology annotation, molecular function: G protein-coupled receptor activity.